Geodia barretti is the source of this 529-nucleotide messenger RNA. The record is from the annotation of a GenBank genome assembly. Lineage: Eukaryota; Metazoa; Porifera; Demospongiae; Tetractinellida; Geodiidae.
CUCUCCUCGGCUCUUACGUUUGUUGAACGACGUCCACGUGGACGUGACCUUUGAACCGCUUUCACACGCGCAUAUGCGUAGUCCACCCGGUCACGUGAUCCAGCGUAUUGCCGUCCGUGCCAUGUGGCCCUGCGCGUGCGCAAUACAAUGACUUCCUGGCAAUUUUUCGUCAAAGCUCCUGAUCCUGACCAUCUUUGCAACAGUAGGUUAUUUGGACUUUCAUGGCUGGGUGCACUAUACUUCCGGGCGAUUAUUCGAUUUAAUCUCAAAGCUCCUGAUCCUGACCAUCUUUGCAACAGUCCUUUAAUACCAGUUUGUUCCGCGACUAUGCUCUUGACCGAGGACCAUGUCUGACAGGAGAUGUGUGGCUAGGAAGUUCGGUGUCAAGGCUCCCAGAAUCCACACCACACAACUGGACGGAGUCCCAGCUCCAGCACAACUGAACCCUUCAGCAACACCCCAGUGUACACGCUAUACGAGAGAAACAGUGGUUUCUUAACAAGCUUCAUGAUCGUCUUUUAGUUGCCCA